AUGUAUAUGCAGAAUUCAUCAUCGAACAAUCUCUUCGGAUCACUUAACAACCAAGGAAACAAUGCAAAUAAGGGUAUAUUUGGAAAUGCAAACACUCAGUCAAACCUAACGAACACAAACCAUUCUUCCAUUUUUGGAGUUUCCAAAACACAACAAUCGAAUAAUGCGCCAGUAAAUAAAAAUAUAUUUAAUGUGAAUACAAGUUCCACAGGAUUAAGUGUAAAUAAAGGAUUAUAUGACAAUAUGAACAAUCAGUCCAGCCUAAGUAACAAGAAUAUAUUUGGAGGAUCAAGCGCGGGAAAUAGUGGAAAUCAAGGAAGCAUGGGUGGAAAUAAUAUGUUUAUGAAUUCAAGUAAUCAGAAUAAUUUAAAUAUGAAAAAUAUAUUUGGUGGUACAUCAAAUUUAAAUGCUUCAGGAACAAACUUAUCGAAUAAAAGUAUUUUUGGAGGUUUACAACAAAAUAAUCAAAGUUCUACUAUAUCAUCCAGUAAUCUUUUUGGAAAUUUAUCACCUAAUCAAACAAGCUCAGGAAAUAUGUUUGGUAAUUUGUCUUCCCCGAAUCAAAAUAAAGGAAAUAGUUUAUUUGGAACAUCAACGCAAUCAAACCAAACAACUGGAAGUAAUAUGUUUGGAAAUGCAUCAUCAUUGGGACAGAACAAAGGUGGUGGGCUUUUUGGCGCAUUACAAACUUCCACUCAAAGUAGUACAAGCAAUAGUAUGUUUGGAAAUGCAUCUGGUUUGAAUCAAAAUAAGAGUAAUAAUAAUCUCUUCGGAGGAAUGUCUAGUACCCCUUCUACAAGUGCAGGGUCGGGGAAUUUAUUUGGAAAUGCGUCCACAAUGAAUCAGAAUAAAACAGGAGGUGGACUUUUUGGUGCGUUACAAACUCCAAUUCAAGGAACUACGAAUAGUAUGUUUGGAAGUGCAGCAGGAAUGAACCAAAAUAAGGGAAGUAGUUUAUUUGGUGGUACUUUUGGAACACCAACGCAAUCAAACCAAACAACUGGAAGUAAUAUGUUUGGAAAUGCAUCAUCAUUGGGACAGAACAAAGGUGGUGGGCUUUUUGGCGCAUUACAAACUUCCACUCAAAGUAGUACAAGCAAUAGUAUGUUUGGAAAUGCAUCUGGAUUGAAUCAAAAUAAGAGUAAUAAUAAUAUCUUUGGAGGAAUGUCUAGUACCCCAUCUACAAGUGCAGGGUCGGGGAAUUUAUUUGGAAAUGCGUCAACAAUGAAUCAGAAUAAACCCAGUAGCGUUUUUGGAAAUUUACAAUCAUCUAAUCAAAGCACAACAAGUAGCAACAACAUGUUUGGUAAUUUAUCAACCAAUCAAAACAAAUCAACCACAGGAGGAAAUAUCUUUGGAGGAAUGUCCACAACAUCAGGAACAAGCACAAAUACAGGGAUGAAUAAUAAUUUAUUCGGGAGUACAGUACAAGGAAGUCAAAAUAAAACAACUAGUAACAUUUUUGGUUCAUUGUCAGGAGGAACUCAAGCUGGUAGUAGUAACAGCUUGUUUGGUACUACAACUACUCCAGCUGCAAGCAUGGGAAGUACCAACAUGUUUUCAUCUAGCAUGACAACUCCAAAUAGCCAAAAUAAAUAUAAUAACAUAUUUGGACAAGCAGGAACAACUGGUCAGAACACAUCAGUGAGUUCUGUUGCGACAGGUAUUGCACCCACAUCUUCAUUAGGAGCAGCACAAAGUGGUAGCACUAAUAAUAUAUUUGGAAAUGUAUCAACAGGUACGAAUAUAGGGGGUGGUGUAGGUGAUAAUAAAAAUAUAUUUGGAACAUCGUCUGGUUUUUCGUUAGGUACUGGAAAUGUCAAUGCGGGUUCAACCACAGGAGUUGGAGGAAUGGGAGCUGGGUUUGGCAUUGGUGGAGUUGGACUAGGUUUAGGAACAAAUAUGGGUACAAAUAUGGCGACCUCAGGUAUGGGUACUAACAUUUCCCCAAACAUGGCUUCACAUAUGUCAUCAAACGUGGCAUCUAACGUGGCAUCGAACGUGGCAUCAAACAUGGCGUCAAAUUUUGCAUCUAACGUAACUUCAAACAUGGGUUCAAAUUUGAACACGAGUUUAAAUAUGGGAACCAAUGCAGCAACAGCUUCCAACGCAAGUGGAUCAAGUCUAUUUGGUGGCUUAGGUGUAGGACUGAAUAAAAAUUUAGGCUCGAACAUUAUGAUGGGUAGCAAUAAUUUGAGUAUGGGGAUAAGCACAGGUACUACAGCUAGUGGGACAUCAACAAAUAUGUUUUUAGGAGAUAAAAGUAUAAAUAGUAAUGCUAGUACAAUAAUAAAUACACAGGAAAAAUUGUUGUCAGAUGAUAAAGGAAAAAUAAAUAAUUUCAUGGUACAGAAUUUUAAAAUUGAUAAGAAAAAUGAAAUUGGUAACUGUAAAGAUGAUUUAGGGAAAUCCACUGAAGACUUAACAAUUGUAAAAAAAAAAGAAAAUAUUUUUGAUAAAGCUUAUGAAGACGAUGAUAUGUUUAGUGAAAAUGAGUCAGAAGGAACAUUUUACAAUUAUAUUAAUUUAAUUAUAAAUGACAACAUAAAUGAUAUACAGAAGACAACAUUUUCUCUAUUGAAUGAUCAUGAUUCGUUAAUGUGGGACAGCUUUAAAAGUAAUAUUUUCAAAAAUUUUGUAGAUUAUUUAGUUAAUUUUAAACAGAAAAAAAAUCAAAAAAUUGCUAAAAGUAAUGUGUUAGAUUUAGAUCAACAUGAAUUUCAGAUAUUAAUUUGGCUGUACAACGUGAAUUCAUAUAAAAUUGAUUUCAUUCCGUUUAAGAGUUUUUAUUAUUUAUUAUUAAGUGACACCAAUUUAAAUUAUUCUAAAAUUUUUAUUGGAAAUAGAGAUAAAAAUAUAUUUCCAGGGAGUUUUGUGGAAAUUAAUGAUCAUUAUUACAUGAACUCAAAAAGCCAUUUUUUCAAAUCACAAAUUAGUAAAUAUCAAGAAAGUACCAUUAUUUCAAGGCGAGACAAACGACGGGGCAGAGGAGGUGGACAAGGUGUGACAAAUGUAAGUGCGUUAGAUGUAGAUUCCAUUUACAAGCAGGUUUUAAAAGAUAUUUUAAAUAGCUUAUUAAACAUGAAUUUAUCUAUAACCAAGGAAAAUAUAAAAAAAAAGGAAAAAGAAGAAUAUUAUGAAAGCACGGAUAAUAAUAAAGAUAAGAUAAAUUCAGGCAUUAAUUAUACAUACGAAAAUUUGUUAUUAAAUUAUUUAUUUGGAACAUUGCAGCAUUUACAUGAUAAGUUUUACAAAAUUGAAAUAAGUAAUUAUGUUGCCAAGGAUUUAAAUCAGAUAGACGAAUAUUUUGUUGAUUCCAAAUCUAAUGCUAUUUUUUCCUAUUGUUAUGACAAUUUUUAUAAAAAUGAAAUGGAUAAGGAAAAUUGCACCAUCCAUUUUUUCUUUUAUCUAGUCAAUAUAAUGUUUCGUUGUGGAAAUUAUUUAGGGUUAAUUCAGAUAAUAAAAGGGGAUGAGUUUGUGAAGAACUUAAGUAUUGAUAAUUACCUAUACGAUUUCGUGAUACUGUUAAUAAGAAUUUUAUUCUUAAUUUAUAAUAAAAAUAACGAAAUAAAUAUAUUCGAAAAUAUCAAGAUCGAUAUCGAUUGUACAGAUAUAUUAAAGAAAAAAAUUAACAUGUCUGUUUUGAUUAAUUUUUUCCAUUCCAUUAUAUAUCUCUGUGUUAAUAAUAUAUAUGCAUACGAUUUGUUAUGCGUUUUGUUUUCGGAUAUAUUUUAUAAAAAGGGAAAUAUGUACACCAAUAGAGAGAAAAAAAUGGAGAUGAAAAAUAUAUUUCACUAUUUUAGUGAAAAGAGUCCUAGUUAUGAAAACAAUAGUGAUGAUAAUGAUGAUAACGCCACUCGUAUUGGUGCUAAUGGUAAUGUGGGAUCAGGAGUUGAGAAGGGUUACAUGAGAGAAACACAUCGAGAUCGAAGAUCCAUGGGUCAGUACAGUGAUGAUUACUACCAAAAUCAGAAUGAUCAAUAUUGGGGUAGCUUCUAUGAUGACAAGAAUCGAAGACGUCAAGGGAAGGAUGCUCGAAGUUGUAGGAUGUCGAGCAAUCAGCAAAAUGCUGAUCAGAACGAGGAUAUGAUUGAUAUUGAAAUGAGAAAGAGUAGUAGAUAUAGGAAUAAAAACAGGAUAGAUGAGAAUAUUAAUAAUGGAAAGGAGCAGGGGAGGAAGGGAUACAAUAGUAGCGAUGAAAAUAGUAAGUUUGUGAAAGAUAAGAAAGGGGAAAAAAGUAAAGAAAAAACCUUUUUUUUUGACAUUUUUACAAAUAUGCUUCAGAAACCGAAUAAAUCUAAAGACGAUGCUUUUGGAAAUAUAGGAAUAAAUGAAGAAAUGGAGGAUAGAAUGAAUAGAGGUUCUGGACAAAUAAGUAAUAUCGAAUCGUUAGGAAUCACAAAUAGGUAUGGUUAUAAUUUUGAAUACUGUAACAUCGAAACGAGUAUUUGGAUUGAGUUAACAUUAUUUCUUGCGAAAAAUUUUGAUUUGUAUGGAAGUAAAUUUCAAGAAAAUUUUGAUAUUCUUGAUACGAAUUUAAGUUUUUAUAAUUAUGAUGAUGAUAAUAACGCGUUUUUAAAUGACACAAAAUAUAGAAGGGAGAAAAUAAAUAACAAAAUUGAAAAAUUAUUUAUUUGUAUAUCUAACUGUAUUAUUAAUGAAAACAGAGAAUACUUUUCUGUGUGUUCUAAGCUGAGAGUUGAUGAAGUGAUAAAUAAUUUUGUUGUAGUAGAUGGGAAAAUAGCUGAGAAGGUCAAGGGAAAUAUAUCAAAAGUUUUAAGGAACAAUUUCGUAUUAUAUAUUAAGUUAUUUUAUUAUUUAUUAUUAGUAGGAAAUAUAUAUACAACUGUAGCGUUUCUAUCAUGUAUAUCUAACAAUGUUCAGAGAAUUCUCCUAGUAUUGACUAUAUUUUUACAUAAAAACAAUAUUUUUGAAAAUGAAAAAUUGAAUAAUAUAAAAUUAAAAACGUUGCAUUUUUUAAAAUUAAAAAAUGAAAGCGAUUCAUUUUUAGAUCAUUCUAUACAUGAUAUUAACGACGAUAUCCCUUCCGCUGCUGCCGCUGCUGCUGCAGCGGUAGAAGCAACAACAACAGUGGUAACAUCAUCAGCAGACAAAAUGAAUUUAAUUUUCAUAAGCAUGAAUAGUAUUGAUAUCCCAUUUUAUUAUUUUGUUCUUAGAAAUAAUAACAUAAAUAUUUUAUUAAAAAUUACGUAUAUACUUAAUUUAAAAACAAAUGUAAGUAUAAAAUUGUUAAAAAGUAUCGUACAGGAAAAUCAAGAUAUCUUAUUAAAUGAAAGCAUAGUUGGGCAUAUAAAUAAUGAUGGAAAUAUAUUCUAUGGGAAAUUACAUGACUUUUUAUUUAUAUUUAAAAAUAAAGUAAAAAUAAGAAAAGAUGUCAAAUGCUAUUUUUUAAUGUAUUACGUUCUAUAUAAAAAGAGAUUUUUUCACAAUACUAAAUUGAGUAAAAAGAAAAAUGAAAAUGAUGAAGAAUAUCAUUACAAAUGUAGGAAUUUCAAAUAUGUUCAGAAUAAAAAUAUUAACUCCUUGAAUAGAAUAUCACUAGACAACUCUGUCAUCAGUGUGCACCCAUCUAUUCUAUACAAAAUAUCCCAGAUUUAUGCUAUACUGGCUUAUUUUGCCAACCAGCGAAAGAACUACAUAAUUUCGUUCAUAUGUUAUUACAUCCUCAAGGACGAGCAUAGCGCAAUCAAUUCCUUGAUUAGGAUUUACAAUGAUGAACUUAUAUACUACUACCACAACAAUGAGCGGGAGUACGUUUAUAUUCGCAAGUGUGCCUUUCGAUUUUAUCACUUGGCUAGGAAUAUGUGGCCCUCAAAUGUAAAGCUAGAAUCAAUAGAAAACAAAUCGUACCUAAUUCUAAGCAUCCUAUUUAUGAAAAGAAAAAUGUUUGAAGAAGCAUUUGUAAUUUUUUCGUCCACCUUAAUACCCAACAACAUGCUAGAGAAACUGUCCACAGCGGAUUACUACAAUAUUGAUUUGUCUUCCAACUUUUUAAUGACUUUGCGGGAGUUGUGUAGGAAAAAUUAUCGGCUUGUAGGACAGACAACUCUUCACGCUGUUGUUAAAUUUUUAUUACCUAUUAAGGAUAAAUUAGAUGUGCAAGUUGUUGAGAGUAUUAACUAUUUGAGUGCAUUAAGUUUUUAA
Plasmodium gonderi is the source of this 6165-nucleotide messenger RNA. RefSeq names its product nucleoporin NUP100/NSP100. NCBI's taxonomy places the organism in Eukaryota, Apicomplexa, Aconoidasida, Haemosporida, Plasmodiidae. The record is from RefSeq and is a predicted model, not a curated record. The transcript is spliced from 3 exons. Bases 1 to 6165 code for a protein of 2054 amino acids.